AUGAUCUCCUCGAUCAGAGGUCAACCCUCACAUCGUAUCCAAAUGGGCCUACAAUUUGUUGAAAUCUACACAGUGGGAGAUCCGAGGACAAUCCAUAUUCCUAACAGGGAGACGUUUGAAAAUGGAGGGAAGAUAAUCUUGGGGCAUGACAUUCUCCAACGUCUCCUCGACAAGAAUAUAAUAGAGGAGGGAAAAGGCAUGCACUUCAGAAUACACUCCCCGGCACAUAAGAUCGUUAUUCACUGCGGUGUCCUGGACUUUAGUGGUGCAAACACACUGCUUUACGCUCCGUCCUGGAUCAUGGAGUAUUGCAACAUUCGUCCAGGAGAUUCCGUGGUCAUUGCGUCUAUAAACCUUGAGCCGGGAACCUUCAUGAAAAUCCAGCCUCAGUCCACCAAAUUUCUUGAAAUCGACGACCCCGAAGCAGUGUUGACAAAUCUUCUCCCCAACUUCAGCUGCAUAAUGAGGGGCCAAUAUUUGCGGUUUGAGCAUGCCGGCAUCAAAUAUGACAUAAAGAUUCUUGAUACAAAACCUGACGUGGCCGUGUCACUUCUCAAUACUAACAUUACAGUGGAAUUUGCUGAGCCCGUGGGUUAUACAGAAUACCUGGAGGAGCAGAAAAGGAAGUAUAUGGAAAAGAAGCGUCUAGAAGAAUCUAAAAAAGCCGAUGAAGCCAUGGGAUUUGUUGGGGGUAGGAGGCUAGAUGGCCGAGGGAAGGCGAUUGCUUCAUUGACUGAGGCAACUCAGCCAGGACAUCCCUCCGCAGAGAAGUCGGCAAUGAGGGUGGAUUUGACCCAAAAGCUUUCAGACAUCAAGCCAAGUACUAUAAAGUCUGUGAAGAGCGAUCUAGAUAUGUUAGCAAACAUGGAGGAAGAGAGUCACUUCAACGUGAAGAAAGCCCUCGAGUCCAAGAAGUUCAAGGGAAAAGGUCGUGCCCUAUAA
Molecule: messenger RNA, 942 nt
Organism: Giardia duodenalis
Lineage: Eukaryota; Fornicata; Diplomonadida; Hexamitidae
Product: Ubiquitin fusion degradation protein 1
Exons: 1
Coding region: 1-942 (313 amino acids)
Cellular component (GO): VCP-NPL4-UFD1 AAA ATPase complex
Molecular function (GO): polyubiquitin modification-dependent protein binding
Source: RefSeq, a predicted model, not a curated record